AUGGGAGAAAGUCUACUGCAAGGCUUCCCUGAAGCCGCACCUUCCAAGCCAUCUGAGGAAUUGCAGUAUGCAGAUGUCGCAGUAACAGCCACAGCGAAAGAAUUCGCAGGAAUCUACCGCAACAAGCAAUAUCACCCUCCAGACUUUAGUUCCGUACUCUCGCGCGCCGACUCUUCUGGUGUCCGAAAAGUGAUGUUGACAGGAAUGUCAAGCUCAGACAUCAGUUUCAAUGCCGAGAUUGCGCGGUCAAAGCCUUCGAAUUGUAGUAUCACAAUUGGAGUACAUCCCUAUCAUGCCAGCGAGCCCUACGCAAAUGGCAGCGAUGGAAAAGACUAUUACGACGCAAUGGCAAUGCAAAUCAAUGACUCCAAAGUAUCUGAAGCAGGACUGGUGACUGCAUAUGGAGAAUUGGGACUAGAUUACGAUCACCUCGAGCUAGCAGACAAGGAAACACAAUUACGGUGUUUCAAAGACCAACUCAAUCUCUUCAUAACGCAGAAGUGGGAUCUACCGCUGUUCCUACAUUGUCGAGCUGCCUCUGAUGACUUUACGUCUGUGAUGGAAGAGUACAUAUCUCAACUGCCCAGAGGAGGAUUGGUCCACUCCUUCGUAGGCACAACAGCACAAAUGCAAAAACUCGUGUCCAUGGGUCUAGAGGUCAGCGUCAAUGGGUUCAGCUUCAAAGACCGCGAGUCGCUAGAGAUGGUUGCGGCGAUUCCUCUGGACAAACUACAACUCGAGACCGACGCGCCCUGGGGCAUCAUUCAACCUAGUUCAGAAAUUGCAAAGAGGUAUCUGGUCAAUGCACCAACGUUGCCAGCAAGUAAAAAGAAGGAUAAAUUUGUGAUGGGCAGUAUGGUUAAGGAGAGGAAUGAGAGUUGUAGUAUGAGUCAUGUUGCAUUUAUCGUUGCUGGAUUGAAGGGAAUCAGUGUUGAGGAAGUGGCAAAGGCAGCUUGGGAGAACAGCAUAAGGAUGUUCUGGGAGAGAGUAUGA
This is a messenger RNA of Aureobasidium melanogenum CBS 110374, 993 nucleotides long. Its product is annotated as Mg-dependent DNase. Bases 1 to 993 code for a protein of 330 amino acids. The record is from RefSeq and is a predicted model, not a curated record. Gene Ontology annotation, molecular function: 3'-5'-DNA exonuclease activity. The transcript is spliced from 2 exons. Gene Ontology annotation, cellular component: cytosol. NCBI's taxonomy places the organism in Eukaryota, Fungi, Ascomycota, Dothideomycetes, Dothideales, Saccotheciaceae.